Colletotrichum phormii is the source of this 1587-nucleotide messenger RNA. Its product is annotated as amino acid permease. Lineage: Eukaryota; Fungi; Ascomycota; Sordariomycetes; Glomerellales; Glomerellaceae. Gene Ontology annotation, molecular function: transmembrane transporter activity. The transcript has a single exon. The coding region runs from base 1 to 1587 and encodes 528 amino acids. The record is from RefSeq and is a predicted model, not a curated record. Gene Ontology annotation, biological process: amino acid transport; transmembrane transport. Gene Ontology annotation, cellular component: membrane.
AUGGAUCGCGAUACCAAACUCCACGACGACAGCGAGGCCACAGCCCCCAAUGUCAACAAGACACGAUCGGCCGACCAGCACGAUGUAGCCAUCAACGCGUCCGGCCACGUCCAGGAACUCGAGCGCAACUUCAAUCUGAUAUCCCUCGCCGGUGUCGGAUUGGUAGUCGGCAAUGUCUGGCCAGCGAUCGGAGGAUCCAUCCUCGUCGCCAUCUUCAACGGCGGUCCCCCGGGCGUCCUGUACGAGUUCGUCGCCGUGUCGGUCUGCUACUGGACUGUCGCGGCCAGCAUCGCUGAGCUAGCGAGCGCCAUUCCUUCGUCCGCCGGAGUGUACCACUGGGCCUCCGUCACACCCGGCCGUCGAUGGGGCCGCAUCGUGGGCUUCUUCGCCGGCUGGUGGAACUACCUCGCUUGGAUUCUCGGCGCGGCCAGCAUGGCAUCGAUCUUCGGCAACACGGUAGUCCAGAUGUACGCGCUCAACCACGCGGGUUUCGAGGCCAAGCCCUGGCACGUCUUCAUCGUCUACAUCAUUGCGACAUGGCUCGCAUGUGCCAUCGUCUGCAUGGCUAACAGUGCCAUGCCGCGAAUCAACGACUUUGGUGUCUUUGCGAUUGUUGCAGGUUUCCUCAUCACUAUCAUCACUGUAGCCGUCAUGCCUGGCCGGGGUGGACGGCCGCCGCAUGCAUCUUCCUCCUUUGUUUGGACCGAGUGGACCGCCGACAUCGGAUACCCGAAUGGCUUUGUCUUUGUAGCCGGAAUGCUGAAUGGAGCUUUCAGUGUCGGUGCCGUCGAUGCGACGACCCAUUUGGCGGAGGAGAUUCCGAACCCUCAGCGCAACGUCCCAAUCGCUCUCGGCUUGCAGCUGAGCAUCGGCUUCAUCACUGGUUUCUGUUACUUGGUCACUAUUAUGUACGCGAUCAACGACUAUGAUGCUCUCUUCGAAUCCCCGUACCCGAUCGCCGAGAUCUACCGUCAGGCAACUGGCUCCGCUGCCGGCGCGACCGGUUUGCUCGCCCUCGUCCUCAUCUGCAUUGGUCUGACGCUCAUGGGAUUGUACAUCACUUGCGGCCGCACGCUAUGGGCCCUCGCCCGUGACGGCGCGAGUCCCCGUCCCGCCCUGCUCGGACAUAUUAACCCAAGGCUGGGCAUGCCCAUGUGGUCUACGGUCUUGUCAGCCAUCCUGGUUACCAUUCUCGGAGCAAUCUACGUCGGCAGUACGACGGCUUUCAACGCUUUUGUCGGAAGUUUCAUUCUUCUUUCAAGCAGUUCCUAUCUCGCUGCCAUACUACCCAAUCUCCUUUCGGGGAGAAAGAUGAUCGCGUACGGUCCCUUCCAUAUGCGUGGAUGGAUUGGCUUUGCCAUCAACGGCGUUGCGUGCUCUUACAUGCUGGUGUGGUUCGUCAUCUACUGCUUCCCUUUCGCCCUGCCGACAGAUGCCCAGUCAAUGAACUAUGCAUGCUUGAUAUGGGGUGGCCUCACCAUAUUCGUUGGUCUCUGGUGGAUGCUAGGGGCAAGAAAGGGGUACAAAGGUCCGACAACCACAGGUGGUGCCGUGAUAGAAGCAGCAUCUCACCACCAUGCAGGCUGA